This is a messenger RNA of Arabis nemorensis, 309 nucleotides long. The record is from the annotation of a GenBank genome assembly. NCBI's taxonomy places the organism in Eukaryota, Viridiplantae, Streptophyta, Magnoliopsida, Brassicales, Brassicaceae.
AUGGAGGUCGGAAGUGCUGAUUUACCUGAUGUUCGUUCGGCUUUAGGUUCACCAUUAGCCAAGUCCAUUUACUCCAUUGAUGGGAAUGGGAGAUUUCUUGAACGAAAUGGCGACGCAGCAGCAUUCCCAUUGUCUUACUCUGCUUCGACUUUCACUUCCUCUUGUAGUUUUGCAUUUGACACAAAUGAUCAUCGGUCACGGUCAUCGUUUGGGACAAGUUCAAUGGGGAUUAACAUUGAAUCAAUUAUAUUAAUUGAGAUAUGGAAAUCUGGAUUAGGCUUAUUUGCAUUUGUAAGUGUUUGUCACUGA